UGGCCAAUGGCAAGGGAUUAAAGGAGUAGUUGUCCAAAAUAUUUUAUUAGAUUUUUAUCUCACCUUUGUUACUUUAUAGAUAACUCAGGGCAGAGAACAAACAUAACAUUUCUUCCUCCUCCUAUUUUUCUCAGUAACAACCCUGUACAGUAGGUUGGGCAGAGAAAAAAUGACUGGCUCAGUCAUCCAGCUGGUUUUUAUGCCAAGGCAGAACUAGAACUCACAGUCUUCUGGUUUAUAGGCCAGUUACCUUAGCCACUUCACUAAAUAUCUGGCAGGGACUACUUAUUUAUAAUGUAUAAUAAUAUAUUACAUAACGAUAUCCUAAUAUAAGUUAUGUAAGGAAUUUAUGUUAUUUUUGGAUGCCAGCAUAGAUUUCAUUUUUAGCUGUUCUGUCUUGCCUCCUUUCUCUUCUUGCUGGCACAAUUUAAAUUAUUAAGUACCAUUUCUGUUGUUUAAUUCUAUUGUGUGGAUUGCUGGGACUAUUUGGAUUUCCACAUGUGGAAGACCAAAAUACACCCAUAAAUGAAUGGAUAGCAAUAUUGCAACAGCGUGUGGAACAGAAAGGGUGGAAGCGCCAACUCUGGGUAUUCUCUGGCUUUCUCACCCAGGACCCUGCGGACGAGAGCCCAAGCGUCCGAAGGAUUCUGGAGACCUUGGAUCCCGACCCCAAAAGAUGCGGAAAGACAGCGUGUGAAAAACGUUGAGUUGCACAGCCCAUCUGAGACUACAGAAGACUCUGUAAAACUUGCACAAUAUACCCAUCCAGUGAGUGAUUGGUCUCAUUUGAGACUGAUGAAUCCGCAUAUAGACAAGAGGUCGAAUGACUAGCCUUGUGGUGCAACCAGAACAAUCUGGAACUGAAUACAUUCAAAACCGUAGAAAUGGUGGUAGACUUUAGGAGAAACCCUUCCAUACUUCCACCUCUUACAAUACUAGACAACACAGUAUCAACAAUAGAGACCUUCAAAUUUCUAGGUCCUACCAUAUCGCAAGAUCUAAAAUGGACAGCUAACAUCAAAACCGUCAUCAAAAAAGCACAACAAAAAAUGUUCUUUCUGCGCCAACUCAGAAAGCUCCAACUGCCCAAGGAGCUGCUGAUCCAGUUCUACAGAGGAAUUAUUAUCUGCACCUCUAUAACUGUCUGGUUUGGUUCUGCUAUCCAACAAGACAGACACAGACUUCAGAGGGUCAUUAGAACUGCAGAAAAAAUAAUUGCUACCAACCUGCCUUCCAUUGAGGACCUGUAUACUGCACAAGUGAAAAAGAGAGCUGUGAAAAUAUUUACAGAUCUCUCACAUCCUGGACAUAAACUGUUUCAACUCCCACCCUCAAAACAAUGCUACAGAGAACUGCACACCAGAACAACUAGACACAAGAACAGUUUAUUCCUGAAUGCCAUCACUCUGCUAAACAAAGAAUACCCUCCACACUAUCAAACUAUUUAUCUGGACUACAAACUGCCCAAGGAGCUGCUGAUUCAGUUCUACAGAGGAAUUAUUGAGUCUGUCAUUUGCACCUCUAUAACUGUCUGGUUCAGUUCUGCAACCCAACAAGAAAAACACAGACUUCAGAGGAUAAUUAGAACUGCAGAAAAAAUAAUUGCUACCAACCUGCCUUCCAUUGAGGACCUGUAUACUGCACGAAUCAAGAAGAGGGCCGUGAAAAUAUUUACAGACCCCGCACAUCCUGGACAUAAACUGUUUCAACUCCUACCCUCAAAACGACGCUAUAGAGCACUGCACACCAGAACAACUAGACACAAGAACAGUUUUUUCCCGAAGGCCAUCACUCUGCUAAACAAAUAAUUCCAUCAACACUGUCAAACUAUUUACUGAAUCUGCACUACUAUUAAUCUUCUCAUAGUUCCCAUCACCAAUCUCUUUCCAUUUAUGACUGUAUGACUAUAACUUGUUGCUGGCAAUCCUUAUGAUUUAUAUUGAUAUAUUGACCAUCAAUUGUGUUGUAAAUGUUGUACCUUGAUGAACGUAUCUUUUCUUUUAUGUACACUGAGAGCAUAUGCACCAAGACAAAUUCCUUGUGUGUCCAAUCACACUUGGCCAAUAAAAAUUCUAUUCUAUUCUAUUCUAUUCUAUUCUAUUCUAUUCUAUUCUAUUCUAUUCUAUUCUAUUCUAUUCUAUUAAUCUUCUCAUGGUUCUCAUCACCCAUCUCCUCCCACUCAUGACUGUAUGACUAACUCUGUUGCUGGUCUGCUUACGAUUUAUAUUGAUAUUGUUUCCUGAUUGCUUAUUUGUUCCCAAUGACUAUCAUUAAGUGUUGUACCUUAGAAUUUUUGAUGAACAU
This is a messenger RNA of Ahaetulla prasina, 2304 nucleotides long. It is a transcript of the gene RIPPLY2, whose product is annotated as ripply transcriptional repressor 2. Gene Ontology annotation, biological process: embryonic pattern specification; negative regulation of transcription by RNA polymerase II. Gene Ontology annotation, molecular function: 2-oxoglutarate-dependent dioxygenase activity; methyltransferase activity. The record is from RefSeq and is a predicted model, not a curated record. Gene Ontology annotation, cellular component: nucleus. Lineage: Eukaryota; Metazoa; Chordata; Lepidosauria; Squamata; Colubridae. The transcript has 4 exons. The coding region runs from base 885 to 1808 and encodes 307 amino acids.